Nematocida ausubeli is the source of this 909-nucleotide messenger RNA. RefSeq lists its product as uncharacterized. Bases 1 to 909 code for a protein of 302 amino acids. NCBI's taxonomy places the organism in Eukaryota, Fungi, Microsporidia. Gene Ontology annotation, cellular component: nucleoplasm; Noc2p-Noc3p complex; nucleolus. The record is from RefSeq and is a predicted model, not a curated record. The transcript has a single exon. Gene Ontology annotation, biological process: ribosomal large subunit biogenesis.
AUGGAUUCAUUAAGCCAACUGUCUAUUUCGGAAAUAUCCCAGAGGAUUGUGGACAUACAAGAGAACACUAAGGAGAAUACCACUGCAAUGUGCACAGAACUGAAGGAUCACAUGCUGGCACGACAUAAUGACCAUGCUACUUUAAGAAAGGACUGCAAGGAAAUUGCAGAGCAAGUUACAGCACUUGUGGAAGAAUACAAGUCGGAGGGAAAGAAGGAAAGAGACAGAGUUGUUAAGAGAGUGAUAUCGCAGAAGUUGGAGAUCUUGGUGGACUCAAUCAUGCACCAAGAGAAUCGGCUGAAGGGUGGUUUAAUUAAGAACAAGCGGGAGUACUUUGAAGUCAGCAAGGAAAUAAUUUCAACCAUAAUUGAAACAAUUGGGAAAGUACUGGACGUAGCAAUUACAUCGCACAUGUUUUAUCCGUUUGUGAUAAAAAUGUCCAGAAAGCUGUCACUUUUGUCUAUGGCCAGUGGAAGCUUCAUUCCCGUCACAUACUACCCAAUGCACAUGAUGAGCCAGAUGGCGAAGAUAUCUUCCUCUUCUGUUCCAGUGCAGCCUGUCCCUGAAAAUGCAAUUAAAGUAACUGACAGGUACAUCAUAAGCAACGUAUACAAUGACUAUGUCAUGAACAAUUGCCUGGAUAUAAUUGGAGAGUGCAUCAAACAGUAUGCAAAUAGUCUGUCAUUCCCAGAGUACUCAGCAUACAUUGUUGUGGAGCUGAAGAGAAUUCGUAACUCACAGAAUAAGUGCAGCUCCUGGGUGAACUCAAAGAUUGAAGGAAUCAUAAAGGCAGUAAAGGCGCACACAGAAAGAAUUCAAAGCAUAAGGGAAGGCAUUACAUCAACGGAUGUCUCUACCAUCAGAAAGGUUGAAGAGAAGAUACCUGCAUUCCAGAUGAACAUUGAAUAA